Lolium perenne is the source of this 1691-nucleotide messenger RNA. RefSeq lists its product as uncharacterized. NCBI's taxonomy places the organism in Eukaryota, Viridiplantae, Streptophyta, Magnoliopsida, Poales, Poaceae. The record is from RefSeq and is a predicted model, not a curated record. Gene Ontology annotation, cellular component: endoplasmic reticulum membrane. Gene Ontology annotation, molecular function: hydrolase activity, acting on ester bonds. Gene Ontology annotation, biological process: GPI anchor biosynthetic process.
CUUCUUUCUCCUGCCUCCUGAUCCAAAAUUCACAUCACCACACCUCACGCGUCCGUGCGACUGCGACCACUCCUCUUCGACCCAAAGUCUCUUCGUCGUUGCCAGCGCCGCCGAAACCCACCUCCAGUCCUCGCACCCACCCCAGGGACACGCCGCCGGCCACCUCUAAGCUCGUUUCUCUCCUAGUCCUCCUGCUCCUCCUAUCCUCUACUGGACUGGCGUUGAGUGUGGAGAUCCAUCCGGAGGCGAUCCCUUUGACCGGUAACGGAUCCCUAGCUGGUUGCCGUGCGUGAGGGGUUCACGGACUGGACCCAGGGCGCGGCCGCCGAGAUGGCCGGAGGCAGCCUUCGGGUGGUUCACUUGGCUUCCCUUCUUGCACUCGGAUUCGUGCUCGGCUCCGUCCAGGCCAGCCAGGGCGAUGUUGAUCCGCACUACAGAACUUGUGUGAAGGAAUGUCAGAGUACAGCGAUUAUUGGAAGUAACAUCAUCAGCCACUGCCAGUCCCCAGAGAAUGACAGUACACCUGCUGGAAGUUCUUGGUACACACAGGAGCCACUCUACACACAGUGGAAGCAACUAAACUGUAUGACGGACUGCCGCUACUACUGUAUGAUGCAAAGAGAAGAGGAACGACAAUCAGGUGGCCUGAGCCCUGUUAAAUAUCAUGGAAAAUGGCCCUUCAUACGUGUUUCUGUCUUCCAGGAGCCCCUCUCAACUGCUUUGUCUGCCCUCAACCUAUUGAUGCAUUUCACUGGCUGGCUUUCAUUUUUCCUGCUAGUGAAUUACAGAUUACCUAUUAGACCCCAGACUAAGAGAACAUACUACGAAUACACUGGCUUAUGGCAUAUUUAUGCAAUAUUAUCAAUGAAUGCAUGGUUCUGGAGCUCUAUAUUCCAUACGAGGGAUAUUGACUUGACUGAGAAAUUGGAUUACUCUUCAGCUGUGGCCCUACUUGGCUACUCUUUAAUCCUUUCAUUGCUAAGAACUUUUAAUGUCAAGGAUGAGGCUACGAGGGUGAUGUUUGCCGCGCCUAUUUUGGCAUUCGUUACAACACACAUCUUGUACCUUAACUUCUAUGACCUCGACUAUGGAUGGAACAUGAAAGUUUGUAUUGCGAUGGGUGCGGUUCAACUUCUUGCAUGGGCAAUCUGGGCUGGUGUGACCCAUCACCCGUCACGAUUUAAGCUUUGGGUGGUUGUAUUUGGAGGAGCGCUAGCUAUGCUUCUUGAAGUCUAUGACUUUCCUCCAUACAAGGGGUAUGCUGAUGCACAUUCGAUGUGGCACGCAAGCACGAUUCCUCUCACGUAUCUCUGGUGGAGCUUCAUUAAAGAUGAUGCAGAAUUCCGCACCUCAACGGUUGUCAAGAAGGCCAAGUAAACUAAGGUGCUGCCAGGUCAUUAGCUCAGGGUCUGCGGACACCAGAUUUAUUGUACUAUUGAAAGGUAACACGAGGGCACCAAGAUCACAUCGGCAAAAGCUUGGCAUGUUUGACUCCUUGGAGCUCCUCCCAUUGACCAGGUCAAGUAAUUCAUCUUUCAGCAUCAUGAUUUUGGUCGACAAACUCAGCAUCUUGUUUCUGGUGUGCCUUUUGUUAUUGUCGUCCUGAUUUGUAUUUUGAUUAACUUGAACGAUUGUUCUGUAAUUUAAAAGACAGAUCUUUUUCUGUAGCGGAAGGAAAUUGUUCAGUUUAA